AUGAGCCAGGAUCCUGGACAAUACGAGCGUGAUAGUGACUCGGGGCUUCAGGCUGUUUCUCGCGGCGUUGUACGCCACAUAUUGGCACUAUGUGAAAACGAGUCUGAUGUGAUCAGUCGAGCCAAACUGACGACCCUGAUACGGGAUGUUUCGAAAAAUCAGACCACACGUAAGUUCCGGUUUUCUGAUGUGUUCUGGAGUGUGGAUAGAAUGUUGCAGGACACCUUUGGCUACGAAUUGGUAGGUUUACGUGCGAAAAGUGCGGAUUCUGACGGAACCAAGGACAAGGCCCAGACUUUCACUUUAGUGACCACAUUGCAUGCUUUACCUGCCGAAUUUGCAGCUCUUUUAAUUCGGGAAGGCCGUUCUAUGUAUGGAUCGCGCGUUGUGGGCGACCAGUACGUUGGUGACGAUCCGAUGGUGUUGUCCGAAACAGCCGUCAGAGAAUCCGUUUCUACGGACUCAGAUUUGGUCGCACAGGGGCUCACGCUAGUGAUUUUGACCAUAGUUUUGCUUUCCAAGAAUAAUUUGCUGCUGGACGAGUUGGUGGAGAGUCUGGAGUCUUUUGGUGUCUUCAACGAUGGUCGCCAAAUCCCGGGACUCGGUAUCACACUCGAAGCGUUUCUCAAACGGCUGGUGAAACGAGAAUAUAUUUACCGCAAAGAAGAGCGCACAACUGAUGGUGCUACUGAAGUUGUCUCUUUCAGAAUAGGCCGCAAAGCCCAGCUGGAGUUCCCCAAAUCAGCACUCAUCGAAGCUUGUCGAGAAAUUAUGCAACUUCCGGUCGAACAAAUCGAGCGAUUAACAUUAUCGAUCGAUCUCAGUGUCGGCGAUGCCUACGAUUCCAUACCAUAA
Lachancea lanzarotensis is the source of this 855-nucleotide messenger RNA. RefSeq names its product LALA0S09e02256g1_1 (gene NSE3). Gene Ontology annotation, cellular component: nucleus. The record is from RefSeq and is a predicted model, not a curated record. Bases 1 to 855 code for a protein of 284 amino acids. The transcript has a single exon. Gene Ontology annotation, biological process: DNA repair. Lineage: Eukaryota; Fungi; Ascomycota; Saccharomycetes; Saccharomycetales; Saccharomycetaceae.